AAGACCAAUUCAUUAUAUUUAUUAACCAUAUACUUAUGAUUAAUUCAUUGAUCAUUUUAAAUCAUAAAACAUACCUUUGAUUAAAUCUUUUGUUCAAUUUUUCCCUUGGUUAUGAAAUAGGAGUUUGAUUUAAUGACAUUCCCAACAAAAAGUGAAAUCAACACAUCAUCGCUGCCAAGGAAGAAUUUGUGUCUCAGUGUGGUGGAACCUAAUAUUAAAGAUAAAGCGUCUUCCCAAGAACUAGACAUGAUUUUGACUCAAUAUUUGGAGUCAUUGUACCAGCGGAAAAAGUAUCAUAUAGGUUAUCCAACUAACAUGAGUUACGAGCAUCAUGCUAUUUUAGCACCACUUUUGCAAUUCUCCUUGAAUAACUGCGGAGAUCCCUUCACUCAGAGUCCUGUGGAUUUUCAUUCAAAAGAUUUUGAAAUAGCUGUUUUAGAUUGGUUUGCUCAACUCUGGGAGAUUGAGAAAGAUGAAUAUUGGGGAUACAUUACUAAUGGUGGCACUGAGGGCAAUCUUCACGGCCUUUUGGUUGGAAGAGAGCUACUUCCCGGUGGGAUGAUAUAUGCAUCAGCGGAUUCACAUUGCUCGAUCUUCAAAGCAGCUAGAAUGUAUAGAAUGGAGAUAGAAACUCUAAACACUUUAGUUAGUGGGGAGAUUGAUUAUGAAGAUUUGAGAACAAAGUUACUUCUUAACCAGAACAAACCCGCCAUCAUCAAUAUCAAUAUAGGAACAACAUUCAAAGGAGCUAUCGAUGACAUCGAUUUGGUAGUACAAGCACUUGAAUAUUGUGGUUAUUCAAAUGACAGGUAUUACAUCCAUUGUGAUGCAGCAUUGUGUGGGUUGAUUGUCCCCUUUAUCAAACAUGCAAAAACAAUUACCUUCAAGAAGCCAAUUGGAAGUAUUUCAAUAUCAGGCCACAAGUUCUUGGGAUGUCCAAUACCUUGUGGCAUUCAGAUAACAAGAAAAAGUUAUGUUAAUAGCCUCUCAAAAGUUGAGUAUAUUGCCUCCGCAGAUAUUACGAUUUCUGGUAGUCGAAAUGGCUUAGCACCGAUAUUCUUAUGGUACAAUUUAAGCAUGAAAGGACAUGCCGGAUUGAAACAGGAUUCCAAAAUGUGCAUUGAAAAUGCCCAAUAUUUGAAAGAUCGGCUUCUUAAAGAAGGAAUUAGUGCUAUGCUCAAUGAGUUCAGCUCUACCGUUGUUUUUGAACGACCUUGUGACCAUAAAUUCAUUCGUCGUUGGCAACUAUGUUACUUAAGCGGCAUGACACAUGUUGUGGUUAUGCCAGGGAUCACAAGAGAAAUCAUAGAUAGUUUUCUCAACGAUCUAAUGCAAGAGAGGAAAAAUUGGUACCAGGAUGAAACAACUCAACCUCCUUGCCUGGCAGAUGAUAUUGGUUCUCAAAACUGUCUAUGCUCCUAUCAAAAGAUGCAUUACUGAAUUUCUUAGGAGCCUGAUGUGGAAUAGUCUUGGUUAUGGAGUAUUUUUUUAUGCGGGAGUGAUUCAAUAAAAUUUGUGAUGUAAAGCCAUCUAGAGUGUUCAAAUAAAUUUUGAUGUACAAUUUGUGUGCUAUGUUUUUACGCAACA
Capsicum annuum is the source of this 1587-nucleotide messenger RNA. Its product is annotated as histidine decarboxylase. The coding region runs from base 133 to 1440 and encodes 435 amino acids. NCBI's taxonomy places the organism in Eukaryota, Viridiplantae, Streptophyta, Magnoliopsida, Solanales, Solanaceae. Gene Ontology annotation, biological process: carboxylic acid metabolic process. The record is from RefSeq and is a predicted model, not a curated record. Gene Ontology annotation, molecular function: carboxy-lyase activity; pyridoxal phosphate binding. The transcript has 5 exons.